Messenger RNA from Aspergillus homomorphus CBS 101889, 2614 nucleotides. RefSeq names its product DNA helicase (gene chl1). Gene Ontology annotation, cellular component: nucleus. Gene Ontology annotation, molecular function: ATP binding; hydrolase activity, acting on acid anhydrides, in phosphorus-containing anhydrides; DNA helicase activity. The transcript has 8 exons. NCBI's taxonomy places the organism in Eukaryota, Fungi, Ascomycota, Eurotiomycetes, Eurotiales, Aspergillaceae. Bases 1 to 2559 code for a protein of 852 amino acids. Gene Ontology annotation, biological process: nucleobase-containing compound metabolic process; establishment of sister chromatid cohesion. The record is from RefSeq and is a predicted model, not a curated record.
AUGGACACGCUGACGAAAGAAUUCCACCACCCUUACUCGCCUUAUGACAUUCAACUUCAGUUCAUGCGAGCGCUCUACACCUGUCUUGAGGAAGGUAAAGUGGCAAUAUUUGAGUCCCCGACUGGCACUGGUAAAUCUUUGAGUCUAAUAUGCGGUUCCUUGACUUGGCUGCGUGAUCACAAACGCUCUGCUUUCCACGAUGCCGUUGACAAAACUAUAGGCAAUGAUGACACCGAGCCCGACUGGAUGCUGGAAUUUGCGAAAGGUGAGUUGUGUCGUUCGGUCCUCGAGAAGAGGAAGGAACUUGAGCAGCGAUUGGAGAGGACAAGGAUCAAAGAAGAGAAACAAAGGAUCGCUUUAGAGAUUUCAGAGGGGCCUCGAAAAAAGCAGAAAGUAAGCGAGACGUCAGCUGUUCCGCUCUUGCACGAAGACCAUUUUCUUCUAGAUGAAUACGAUAGCGGCGAUGAACGACCAGGUCUCUCCUCGAAGCACUUGGGCCCCAACAGUGGGCUCUCCUCCAGCACUCUUGAGCUGCUUCAAAGAUUCAGGGGACAAUCAUCUCUAAACUGCGACGAUGACGAUGACCAGGAUACUGAGAUCAAGAUAUUCUUCUGUUCUCGGACACACUCUCAGUUGUCUCAAUUCGCAGGUGAAUUACGACGCGUUGCCAUGCCUUCGAGUAUUCCAGAAGAUGUGGUAUCCAGUAUAGGCGAGGUAGGGGAAGAACGUAUUAGGCACCUCUCCCUCGGAUCCCGGAAGAAUCUCUGUAUCAAUACUCAAGUAUCUGCACUUGAGAAUCCAACAGCAAUCAAUGAACGCUGUCUCGAACUUCAGCAACCUGGUGUGGCUAGGGAACAUAAAUGUCCAUAUCUGCCGUCAAAAAAAGACCAGUCACUCGCCGUUCAAUUUCGAGACCAUGCACUAGCGACAAUAAAAGAUAUUGAGGACUUAGGGAAAGUCGGGAGAAAGAUCGGCAUAUGUCCUUACUAUGCUUCUCGUUCAGUAAUCAAACACAGCGAGAUUGUCACGCUUCCAUAUCCUCUCCUGCUUCAGCAAUCGGCCAGGGAAGCACUCAACCUCUCGGUCAAGGGUCAUAUUGUUAUCAUCGAUGAAGCACAUAAUUUGAUGGAUGCAAUAUCCAAUAUCAAUUCUAUUACCGUGACACUUUCGCAAUUUGAAAUGUCAAUUGCACAAUUGACAACUUAUGCUCGCAAAUUCAAAGCCCGGUUGAAAGGACAAAACAGGAGCUAUAUCGCUCAGAUUCUCCGGCUGCUCGGCUCAAUCACGCACCACCUUCGCUCGGUACUGACCAGCAGUGAAUCACUCGAAGGACCUGUCCUGCCUUCGGACCUCAUGUCUGGGAAAGGGGUCGAUCAGAUCAACCCACAUAAACUCAGUCGAUACCUACAGGAGAGUAAACUGGCAAGGAAAGUUGAUGGGUACGUAGAAUCCUCAAAAGAUAUGACGGGAAAUAAGGCUUCUGGGAAACCUACGACGCCCGUACUGUUUCACAUACAGGGAUUCCUGCUUUCAUUGAUGAAUCCUUCUGCCGAGGGGCAACUGUUCUACGCGAAGGAUAAGGGUGACAUUCGGCUGAGGUAUAUGCUUCUCGACCCGUCAAAUCAAUUCCGCGAUAUUGUUGAAGAUGCGAGGGCCGUCAUACUGGCUGGUGGAACGAUGUCUCCGAUGACAGAUUACAUGAACCAUCUGUUCUCCUAUGUUCCCUCUGACCGAUUGCGCACCUUCAGCUACGGCCAUGUCAUUCCAUCCGAGAACCUGACUGUACAUACGCUAGGGCGUGGGGUACAAGGCUCAAGUCUUGAAUUCACAUACGGCUGCCGAGACUCUGAAUUGACUGUACUCGACCUUGGACGAACGAUAGCUUCAGUCUGCAAUGUCAUCCCUGAUGGUGUUGUCGCCUUUUUCCCUAGUUACGAAUACCUGGGCCAAGUAAUAAACAUGUGGAAAAAGCUGAAGGUGGGCGAGCGAGGUCAGAGCUUGUACGAGCUGAUCGACCGAGAGAAGCCGAUUCUCUCUGAAUCACGAGAAAUGGCUGAUUCGACAGAAGAGUUACUUCAGAAGUAUGCCGACCUCAUCGAAUCGAGCAGUGGCGCGCUCUUGUUGUCUGUGGUGGGGGGGAAGCUGUCGGAAGGGAUCAAUUUCUCCGAUCGGCUCGGACGUGGCGUACUUAUUAUCGGACUUCCGUUUCCGAACAUUAGGAGCGCUGUAUGGCAAGCUAAAAUUGAGUACAUCGAGCAGAAGGCGUUGUGUGAAGCAGUUGGUUCCGAAGCCAGCCGCCUGUCAGCCGCCAAAGCUGCAGGGAGAGAAUAUUACGAGAACGCCUGCAUGCGGGCAGUGAACCAAUGCAUCGGACGAGCUAUCAGGCAUCGCAACGACUACGCCGCCAUUGUGUUGAUGGACAAACGGUAUGGUAGACCCAAUAUCAACGGGAAACUUCCGGCCUGGAUCAAACAGAGUAUGAUGGCUACAUCUGUUGAUCAGCCUGCAGAUAGGACGAUUCAGAGCUUGUCUACUUUCUUCAGGGGGAAAGAACAAUGAAUGGCAUGGCAGCAAGAACUACUCCGUAGCAUUGCAGGUAAAUAAAUUCAAGGCC